AGGCUGCAGCCCAGCGUCAGCGCGGCGGCGCCCGCGUCGCCCCAACUUGCCCGCGCGGAGUGGCCCCAGACAUUUCCCUAAAAUGAGCGUGCUUAGCAGGAGGAGAUGUGUUCCUUACACUAGAAACCACUCCGUCACAUGUAGUGGUGUCCCAUUUAAUGGAUUCUGACAUGGAUUAUGAAAGGCCAAACGUAGAGACCAUCAAGUGCGUUGUAGUGGGGGACAACGCCGUGGGCAAGACCAGACUCAUCUGUGCCCGCGCCUGCAAUGCAACCCUCACCCAGUACCAGCUGCUGGCCACCCACGUGCCGACAGUGUGGGCCAUCGACCAGUACCGUGUGUGCCAGGAGGUGCUGGAACGCUCCCGAGACGUGGUAGAUGACGUCAGUGUCUCCCUGCGCCUCUGGGACACCUUUGGAGACCACCACAAAGACCGUCGCUUUGCUUAUGGGAGAUCUGAUGUGGUGGUUCUGUGCUUCUCCAUCGCCAACCCCAAUUCCCUCCACCAUGUCAAGACCAUGUGGUACCCAGAAAUCAAGCACUUCUGUCCCCGAGCACCUGUCAUCCUGGUGGGCUGCCAGCUGGACCUGCGCUACGCCGACCUGGAGGCUGUCAACAGGGCCAGACGACCCUUGGCUAGGCCCAUCAAACCCAACGAGAUCCUUCCCCCAGAGAAGGGUCGGGAGGUGGCCAAGGAGCUGGGCAUCCCCUACUACGAGACCAGCGUGGUGGCCCAGUUUGGCAUCAAGGACGUCUUUGACAACGCCAUCCGGGCCGCGCUCAUCUCCCGCCGCCACCUCCAGUUCUGGAAGUCCCACCUCCGCAACGUGCAGCGACCUCUGCUGCAGGCACCCUUCCUGCCCCCCAAGCCGCCACCCCCCAUCAUCGUGGUGCCUGACCCCCCCUCCAGCAGCGAGGAGUGCCCCGCCCACCUCCUGGAGGACCCGCUCUGCGCGGACGUCAUCCUGGUGCUGCAGGAGCGGGUGCGCAUCUUCGCCCACAAGAUCUACCUCUCCACCUCCUCCUCCAAGUUCUACGACCUGUUCCUCAUGGACCUGAGUGAGGGGGAGCUGGGGGGCCCCUCAGGGCCAGGGGGCGCCCGCCCAGAGGACCACCAGGGCCACUCCGAUCAACAUUACCACCAUCACCACCACCACCACGGGCGGGACUUCCUGCUUCGAGCAGCCAGCUUCGAUGUAUGUGAAAGCGUGGACGACGCCGGUGGCUCUGGGCCUGCCGGCCUCCGAGCCUCAACCAGUGACGGGAUCUUACGGGGCAAUGGAACAGGGUACCUGCCAGGCAGGGGCCGUGUGCUCUCUUCCUGGAGCCGAGCUUUUGUGAGCAUCCAGGAAGAGAUGGCAGAAGAUCCUCUGACCUAUAAAUCUCGGCUGAUGGUGGUGGUGAAGAUGGACAGCUCCAUCCAGCCAGGGCCCUUCCGGGCUGUUCUCAAGUACCUGUACACGGGGGAGCUGGACGAGAAUGAGCGGGACCUCAUGCACAUCGCACACAUUGCUGAGCUGCUUGAAGUCUUUGACCUGCGCAUGAUGGUGGCCAACAUUCUCAAUAACGAGGCCUUCAUGAACCAGGAGAUCACCAAGGCCUUCCACGUCCGCCGGACCAACCGGGUUAAGGAGUGCUUGGCAAAAGGCACCUUCUCAGAUGUGACCUUCAUCCUGGAUGAUGGCACCAUCAGCGCCCACAAGCCCCUGUUGAUUUCCAGCUGUGACUGGAUGGCUGCCAUGUUUGGGGGGCCGUUUGUGGAGAGUUCCACCCGGGAGGUGGUGUUUCCUUAUACAAGCAAGAGCUGCAUGAGGGCAGUGCUGGAAUACCUCUACACGGGCAUGUUCACCUCCAGCCCCGACCUGGACGACAUGAAGCUUAUCAUCCUGGCCAACCGCCUCUGCCUGCCGCACCUGGUUGCCCUCACAGAGCAGUACACAGUGACCGGGCUGAUGGAAGCGACCCAGAUGAUGGUGGACAUUGAUGGGGACGUCCUUGUGUUUCUGGAACUGGCUCAGUUCCACUGUGCACACCAGUUGGCUGACUGGUGUCUCCACCAUAUCUGCACCAACUACAACAACGUGUGCCGCAAGUUCCCCCGAGACAUGAAGGCCAUGUCCCCAGAAAACCAGGAGUAUUUCGAGAAGCACCGGUGGCCACCUGUCUGGUACCUGAAGGAAGAAGAUCACUAUCAGAGGGCCCGGAAGGAGCGUGAGAAGGAGGACUACCUCCAUCUGAAGCGGCAGCCCAAGCGGCGGUGGCUGUUCUGGAACAGUCCAUCCUCCCCGUCCUCUUCGGCCGCCUCCUCCUCGUCCCCGUCUUCCUCCUCGGCUGUGGUGUGAGAUGCCGCGCCCUCCUCUGACCCUGCUGCUGUUGUCCCCGUCCGCCCUCGCCCCUCCGCUCUUCUGCAUCACCCCCACCCCCCCACCUUACAGGGACAAGGGGACCCACGCAACCAGGACCCUGAGGGCAAAGCUGUUCUCACCAGCCACCCUGGCUCAGCCGGAGAGGAGCUGGACCCUGUGGACCAGGGCAGGAGCCCCCGUAGAGGUCCCCAGAUCCAAAGCUGCUGGGAGGUGGGGGUGGGGGAGGAACUAAGAGCUCUGGUGUUUUGUCUCUGGGUUUGAGGACCCUAGAGGCAGAAGGAAGAGCCCCGCCUCCUCCAGCCUGGGGGGGCUUCGCUGUGUGUCUUGAUUGCUGCUCUGUCCUCUGUCCGGGGAGGCGGACCCCUGCCAGUGAGCAGAAUUAAGCCUCCGGGGCCCUGCCCCUGUUGGCCAUGUGUUUCCACCAAUGGACCUGAGGGUUGCACAGGUUUCGUGGGCAUUACCACACAGUCUACUCAAAUCCUCACUGGAGAAGUCAGGGUAGAAAUUAAGCCUUCAGAGCCCAACUCGAGGCUUCUACAUCCUGGGGUGCAGCUGCAAGAGGCCAUGAGCAGAAAGGGCUGUGUCUUGCCAGUGUCUCUCCUUCGAGGGGCACAGGGGUUGUUUGGAGUGCCAGGCCCGGAAGCAGCACCUCUUGGUGCAACGAGAAACUUUCCCUUGCCCUUCCUUCUUCAGUCCUCAGGUUUGGCGGUGGGAACCAAAGGAAACAGCUGGGAGAGGUGGAGAAGGAAGGGGUGGGUGUCUUCACAGCAGUCCGUGCUUCUCUGGGCCCCUUCCC
Carlito syrichta (Philippine tarsier) is the source of this 3162-nucleotide messenger RNA. RefSeq names its product Rho related BTB domain containing 2 (gene RHOBTB2). Gene Ontology annotation, biological process: small GTPase-mediated signal transduction. Bases 159 to 2342 code for a protein of 727 amino acids. The transcript is spliced from 10 exons. NCBI's taxonomy places the organism in Eukaryota, Metazoa, Chordata, Mammalia, Primates, Tarsiidae. Gene Ontology annotation, molecular function: GTP binding; GTPase activity; protein binding. The record is from RefSeq and is a predicted model, not a curated record.